Messenger RNA from Rubroshorea leprosula, 1945 nucleotides. The record is from the annotation of a GenBank genome assembly. Lineage: Eukaryota; Viridiplantae; Streptophyta; Magnoliopsida; Malvales; Dipterocarpaceae.
UUCACUUCCAUCUCUGCGUUUUGGUCUCUCUCUGGACCUCCACCACCCUUCUUCCUUUUUUUUUGAAGAAAAAGGAUCCUCUUUUUCAAAUUCCCAGUACUUGAUUCUAUGGUGCAUGAGAGUUGGGUUUUUCUUUGGCUGUGUAAAGGCUGGUUUUUGUGAGCUCAGGUGAGGAAUUGGGUUUUGAUUUCUUGUUAAUGAUGAUCUAGUGUCGUUUCAGUUUGUUUGCUUUUGUUUUGAUUGAUUUGAGUUAUGGGUUAGGUUCUCUUUCUAAGAUUUUGAUGUGGAUUGUGUGGAUUUUAGUGAAGAAGUUAGGUACGUUUUGUUUGGAGGUUAAGCAUUAUUUCUAUUGGUAGCAACUUUUGGUUGAUGUGGAAAUUGUUCUGGAUCUAAGCUUAUGUGGUUGAACGACAUGCAUUGCUAGCAUGAACUGAGCUUUUGGUCAGUUUGCUUGAUCUAAGAUUAUGUUCAAUGAAAUGGGAAGAUGGUAAAGAGGAAAAAGCAGACUGAGGUCGGCUAAGUUGGAAUGAAAUUUGAAGAUAUUUGGAUUUUGAAGUGUGAGUAGAAAAACCAUUAGCUUUGGUUGCUAAAAGCUUUGGACUAACAUAAAAUUUCGUUGGCCUUUGAUAACCAGUACAUCCGAUCAUUGUUUCUUUCACUCUUUGUGAGUUGAUACAAUGAUUCUAACCAAGCAGUACCGUUGCAUACACUCUUCUAGCUGUCAAUGUACAAAAGGGCAUCUGAGUGAAGAUGUGAUCUUUCUAGUGUUUCAUCAUCUGAACUGGAACCCGAAGUUGAUUGCCACUUUAUCCUGUGUCUGCAAAUGGUUUGAUGAUCUUGCCAAGCGAGUACUAUGGAAGGAAUUCUGCCGUACAAGGGCCCCAAAGAUGAUGCUUGAUCUGCAGUCCAGUGGGAGCCACAGUGUUGAUGGGAGCUGGAGGGCACUUGGAAAGCUGCUUAUUUAUUGUUCAGGAUGUAGCAAGGGUGGCUUGUUCGAUAGCAUUCACAUCCCUAGCCAUUUUGUUUACAGGACCAGGUUCUCCAGGACCUCAGGGAAAAGCUUCCUUUUGCCACAAUGUAGGACAGAUGUUUUGUAUGUGUCUGACCCUUGUGAACAUCUUGACCAAGGUGAGGAGGGUGAUGUGGGAUUCUUCCGAGGAGUUUUUAAGUCAUUUGCUAUGUCAAAGGUCCGGAAGAUGCUAAUUAAAAGGAAUGCACAAUUUCAUCCUUCAGAGGUGUGUCCUUAUUGUAAAGCAAAAUUGUGGAGCAUGCUGCAAGCAAAAAUGAUACCACAGAGUGCAAGCUGCAGAUUGGGUGCUUAUGAGGACUGCAUUGAGUACUAUGUAUGCCUCAAUGGACAUAUGCUUGGUAUUUGUACCCUCUUGCCCUUGUCUGAUUCUGAAGAGGUAGCAUCUGAAUCGGAGUGAUAGUUGGAAAGGAAUGCAGGUGAUUAAGAAAGCUGUAUAAUCUGCUGUAUAAUCCUGUAAUUUUUCAGAUUCUAGGCAUGUUAUGUUGUUGUUAUUAUUAUUAUUUGGCUGUCAAGCAUAUGUUAUGUUAUUGCAUUUUUUCUUUUUUGUGUAACUUUCCUAGGAAACCUACACCAAAGGAAUUGUAGUUAAGAGUGAAAAACUGAAUGAAACGCCUAUCUUUAACAGUUUGGAAAUUAUAUUACUUUUUAUAGGCCCAAUAUGCGGACUUUCAUUCUGAAAUGUAGUUGAGGUGUUGUAGAUUGUCUAUAAUUCAACAGUUACAGAUAGGCUUAAUCUCAUUCUGAAUCAGCAACACUGGAUUUUAUAAUCUAUAAUUCAUUUCUUUGCAACUGUGAUCAUGAUACUAAGGAUUGUUUAAGGUAAUUUUGAUGCAUGUCAAUUACCUUUCUUAGCCUCUAUGUUCCUUUUUCUAUCCAAUCCAGCAAAUGGAACAGAAACAAAUGUCAGUGUAAAUU